This is a messenger RNA of Darwinula stevensoni, 809 nucleotides long. Lineage: Eukaryota; Metazoa; Arthropoda; Ostracoda; Podocopida; Darwinulidae. The record is from the annotation of a GenBank genome assembly.
GAUUUGGAAGACUCGGGAACGGGGUCAGGGAGUAAGGAGACCAGCGUGCCUCCAUUAUUCCAACCCGGAUCGGAGGACUUCGUCAAUUCCAGUCACUCGGAUGUUGUUUCCUCCAAGUCCCCGGAAGACGUGAUGAAUCUCAUCCUUCCUCCUCUUGAAUGGGAGGAAGACGGGAAUCUCUGGCGGCAGCAGGUGUCGUGCACUCCGGCGACGCGGCUGGACGUGUUGAACCUCCAGAAGCAGCUGGACGCUCGCAUCCAGCACAGGCAGGCGAAGGCAUCUGGAAUUUGCCCCAUCAGGAGGGAAAUCUUCUCGCAGUGCUUCGACGAGCUGAUCCGGCAGGUGACGGUGAGCUGCGCGGAGAGGGGGAUGCUGCUGGUCCGGGUGAGGGACGAGGUGAACAUGACUCUUGCCGCCUAUCAGACUCUGUUCGAGAGCAGCUGCGCCUUCGGGAUUCGCAAGGCCCUUCAGGCCCAGGCCGGGAAGGAGGACCUCGAGAGACGGGUGGAGGACUUGGAGGACGAGAAGCGGAAGCUGGAGGACGAGAAGCGGAACCUGGAGCUCCGAUUGGAGGAGACGACCCGGCUUCACCAGGAAAGGGAGGAGCAGGAGAAGAAGCGGCACGAGGAGAAGCUCGAUUUCUUCCAGCACAAGAUCCAACAGCUUCGGAAUCAAUUGGAGGCGGUGCUGGCGGCGAAGAAGUGAUGCUUCGUCUCGUCAUCAGCUGCUUCAUCUCGUCGUCAGAUGCUUCGAAUUUCAUCAGACGCUUCGUCUCGUCAUCAGAUGCUUCGUGAAAUUGCACCCCGACC